AUGGUGGCGCUUCUUCGCGCAAUGGGCACGUUAAGAAUCGACUUCAAAUCGCCGAGUCGUAUCGACGAUGCGCAGCAGUUCUUCAAUAUCAGCCAAACUUGUGACGAGGGCGAGCUUCCACCUGAUCUGGCAAGUGUUAUGAAACGAUUGUGGGCUGACGGAGGAAUCCAAGAAUGCUUCCUGAGGUCGGGCACACUUGGUUAUGCUGUAUAG
This is a messenger RNA of Cooperia oncophora, 213 nucleotides long. The record is from the annotation of a GenBank genome assembly. Lineage: Eukaryota; Metazoa; Nematoda; Chromadorea; Rhabditida; Trichostrongylidae.